Molecule: messenger RNA, 1428 nt
Organism: Sporisorium graminicola
Lineage: Eukaryota; Fungi; Basidiomycota; Ustilaginomycetes; Ustilaginales; Ustilaginaceae
Exons: 1
Coding region: 1-1428 (475 amino acids)
Biological process (GO): proteasome-mediated ubiquitin-dependent protein catabolic process
Cellular component (GO): proteasome regulatory particle, base subcomplex
Molecular function (GO): ATP hydrolysis activity; ATP binding; proteasome-activating activity
Source: RefSeq, a predicted model, not a curated record
AUGCCGCCCAAAGCUGACUGGGAAAAGUACAAGAAGCCCGAUGCCGAUUCAAAGGACGAGGAAAAGAUUGUCGCGCUAGACGAGGGCGACAUCCAGCUUCUCAAGACCUAUGGUCAGGGUCCGUAUGCUGCUUCGCUCAAGAGCAUCGAAAACGAGAUCAAGGAGCUGCAGAAGCGCGUCAACGAAAAGAUGGGCGUCAAGGAGAGUGACACGGGUCUCGCACCACCAAAUCUCUGGGAUCUGCCAGCAGACCGACAGCGCAUGGGCGAGGAGGAGCCUCUCCAGGUCGCACGGUGCACCAAGAUCAUUCGAGCUGAAACUGACAAGGACGGCGAAUCGUCCGAGGGAGGCGCCGCUUCGGGAAGUGCAGGCGGCAGGUCGGGCGGUCUGGGUGGCUUGGGGGGCCUUGGAGGGUUUGGAGGCUCAUCGCACCCCACCGCGGACGAGGAGGACAAAUACGUGAUCAACGUCAAGCAGAUCGCCAAGUUUGUCGUCUCACUGGGUGAACGCGUAGCCCCGACAGAUAUCGAAGAGGGCAUGCGCGUUGGUGUCGAUCGAAACAAGUACCAGAUUCAGAUUCCACUACCGCCCAAGAUCGACCCUUCCGUCACUAUGAUGCAGGUCGAGGAGAAGCCGGAUGUCACCUACGGCGAUGUGGGUGGCUGCAAGGAGCAGAUCGAAAAGUUGAGGGAAGUCGUCGAGCUACCUCUGUUGUCACCGGAACGUUUCGUCAACCUCGGUAUCGACCCCCCCAAGGGUGUGCUGCUCUACGGUCCACCAGGUACCGGAAAGACACUCUGUGCGCGAGCCGUCGCUAACCGCACAGACGCCACGUUCAUCAGAGUCAUCGGGUCCGAGCUCGUUCAGAAAUACGUCGGAGAAGGAGCGAGGAUGGUGCGUGAACUGUUCGAGAUGGCGAGGACCAAGAAGGCGUGCAUCAUCUUCUUUGACGAGGUCGACGCCAUCGGCGGUGCUCGAUUUGACGACGGUGCAGGCGGAGACAACGAGGUGCAGCGAACCAUGCUGGAGCUCAUCAACCAGCUUGACGGUUUCGAUGCGCGCGGCAAUAUCAAGGUGCUCAUGGCCACCAACCGACCGGACACGCUCGACCCUGCGCUGCUGCGUCCCGGCCGUCUCGACCGACGAGUCGAGUUCGGUUUGCCAGACAACGACGGCCGCGCCCACAUUCUGCGCAUCCACGCCCGCUCCAUGUCCGUGGAGAAGGACAUCCGGUACCACCUCAUCGCACGUCUUUGUCCCAACGCCACCGGUGCCGAACUUCGAUCCGUUGCAACCGAGGCGGGUAUGUUUGCGAUUCGCGCACGAAGAAAGAUGGCCACUGAACGCGAUUUCCUCGAUGCGGUCGACAAGGUCAUUCGACAGGGCAGCAAGUUUUCGUCGACGGCUCUGUACGCUCAGUACAACUGA